AUGUCACCACUUCCUCUUACUCAGUUAAAUGUAACAGGGAAAGACAUGGCAUCACCACACCCUCCAAAGGGUAAGGUAGAUUCAAGCAGGAAAGUUGAAGCUACCAAGACAAAUGAACUAGAGAAGAAAGAGGCAAAGGAGAUUCUACUGAGGGAACACCAGCCCAAAAUUCCGUACCCUACUAGAUUGAAGCAGGCGCAAAUGCCUAUGUAUGCGAAGUUCUUAAAGGAGAUUCUUAGUAACAAAAGGAAGUUUGAGGACUUGGUGUGCAUGACGCUAAACGAGGAAUGUUCGGUAAUUUUCCAGAAUAAGUUAUCGGAAAAGCGACAUGAUCCAGGGAGUUUUACUAUUCCUUGUGUUAUAAGUAACUUAUCUGUUAAUGAUGCUUUAGCUGAUUUAGGGGCUAGCAUUAAUAUAAUGCCGUACAGCCUGUUUGUAAAGUUGGGGUUGGGAGAGACCAAACCCACUAGGAUGAGUAUACAGUUAGCUGAUAGAUCUAUUAAGUAUCCUAGGGGUAUUGUAGAGAAUGUGCUAGUAGAAGUAAACAAAUUUAUAAUUUCUGUUGAUUUUAUGAUCUUAAACAUGGACGGUGAGAGUAGUGUACCCUUAAUUCUAGGAAGACCUUUUCUCACAACAUCUAGGGCAAUGAUAGAUGUUUGUGAUGGAAAGUUAAAACUUAGGGUAGGGGAUGAGACUGUCACCUUUGACUUGCAUAAUUCCAUAAGCCAGUUUUUAGAUCAUAAUAAUGUUGUGUUUGCUAUUAAUGUAUUUGAUGAUGCUAUUGAGACACAGUUGCAGGAACUUGAGUUUCUUUUAGCAAACGAGCCAAGCAACAAUACUGAUGAGUUUGCUGUAAUUGACAGGAUAGGUGUGCAGAAGUUGAGGCCAUCACUUGAGGGACCACUGGUUCUCGAUUUGAAAGAGCUUCCACAAUGUCUUGACUAUGCGUAUAUGGAUGAGGAUAACGGGCUGCCUGUCAUUCCAGCAGUUGACUUGACACCCGAGACAUUCUUUAAUGGACUGAAUUAUGCAAGUAAACAGUCUAUUAAUGCUGCAGCAGGUGGAUCACUGAACAAUAAGACUCUUGAGGAAGCUAUGGAUUUUAUUGAUGAUAUGGUAGUCAUAAACCACCAGUGGCAGAAUCCAAGAGAGCAGUUAAAGGCCUUGAGCAAGAAGAUGGAUGCUUUGACUAUGUCUUCAUCUGGAAGACAAGCACAAGUUAUGACUUGUGAUUAG
Messenger RNA from Ricinus communis (castor bean), 1236 nucleotides. RefSeq lists its product as uncharacterized. The record is from RefSeq and is a predicted model, not a curated record. The transcript is spliced from 6 exons. Bases 1 to 1236 code for a protein of 411 amino acids. Lineage: Eukaryota; Viridiplantae; Streptophyta; Magnoliopsida; Malpighiales; Euphorbiaceae.